Malassezia globosa CBS 7966 is the source of this 519-nucleotide messenger RNA. RefSeq lists its product as uncharacterized. NCBI's taxonomy places the organism in Eukaryota, Fungi, Basidiomycota, Malasseziomycetes, Malasseziales, Malasseziaceae. Gene Ontology annotation, biological process: RNA methylation. The transcript is spliced from 4 exons. Gene Ontology annotation, cellular component: mitochondrion. Bases 1 to 519 code for a protein of 172 amino acids. Gene Ontology annotation, molecular function: rRNA (uridine-2'-O-ribose)-methyltransferase activity. The record is from RefSeq and is a predicted model, not a curated record.
AUGAAUAUACCCAAGUGGUUUGUCAAGCCCCUAAAUCAUGGGUUGGUCCGCCAUGCAUCCUCGCGUUCCGGAUCAUCAUCGAAAUAUCUUUCAAGGCAGAGACAUGAUCAAUUUGUGCGCGAUCGUAAAGCAGAUGGAACUGGAUAUGUAUCGCGUUCUGCGUAUAAACUUGUCCAGUUGAGUACCAAGUAUCCAUUCUUUCAGCCUGGCCGGGUUGUCGUGGACUUGGGUGCCGCACCCGGAGGAUGGAGUCAGGCCGUGCUCCAGCAGUGUCCUAAAGCCCGUGUAUAUGCGUUGGAUCUUCUUCCUUUGCAAACGUCUCUACCUAAUCUCACAUUUAUGCGUGGUGAUUUUCGGGACACGCAAGUUCGCACAAGUCUUUCCUCACUCAUUGGGCAAGAUGUGGAUGUCGUACUGAGCGACAUGAUGGCAAAUACCUCCGGUAAUUCCAUACGCGAUACUCAGGCAUCACUUGAUUUAUGCAUGGCAGCAUUUGUGAGUGUUGCCACGAUUCGUUGA